Molecule: messenger RNA, 490 nt
Organism: Camelina sativa (false flax)
Lineage: Eukaryota; Viridiplantae; Streptophyta; Magnoliopsida; Brassicales; Brassicaceae
Product: gibberellin-regulated protein 2-like
Source: RefSeq, a predicted model, not a curated record
AUACCAAAACCAGAAUCAGAGAAAAUUAGUUUUAUAUCUUGCAAAACUCUUAGAAGUUGCAUCUAUGGCAAGAUUAAGAUAUCAACUGGUUCUGUUACUAAUCAUUGUCUGUCUCACGACUUAUGAGCUUCACGUUCAUGCUGCUGAUGGCGUAAAGGUUGGUGAGGGCGUAGUGAAAAUCGACUGCGAUGGGAGAUGCAAAGGUAGAUGCAGCAAAUCGUCGAGAACGAAACUGUGCUUGAGAGCAUGCAACAGCUGUUGUUCCCGCUGCAACUGUGUGCCACCUGGUACUGCCGGAAACCACCAUCUUUGUCCUUGCUACGCCUCUAUUACCACUCGCGGUGGCCGUCUUAAAUGCCCUUAAAUUCUAUUUUUACCUCCAUCUCCAUAUAUAUAUAUAUAUAUAUAUAGAAUGUGUUAUGUUUUGGAAGACAAACGUAUGUGUACGAGUAGCUAUAAACUAAUGAGAAGUUAAUGGUUGUUGAACUGG